AUGCCUGUCAGGGUCAAGCAAAGAGUCAUAUUUACUGAGAGGUCUGCUCUUGACAAAGAAUGGUCGAAAUUGAUCCGAGCUAUCAUAGGCUUGCUCCUUGCCUGGCCAUAUGGUGUAUCUGUUUCGCUCAAGAACGCAGGAACCCAGCGCGAAAUGCGAUUUCGACCAGCUGACAAAUCAGACAUCAUGUCUAAGACCUCUCGACUUCUCACACAAGCUGGCCUUGCCGAUUCAGACGAUGCAGACACCUGGGUGCCCGUAUCAGCAUCAUGCGGGCCGAUUUCCGUCAAAGGCGCUAUCUCUACGAAUCCAGUUGCGACACGGCGCUCUCAAUUUAUCAGCCUUGGGAUUCAGCCAGUCAGUAAUGAGUUUGGCACCGAUGUUCUUUAUGAAGAAGUCAACAGGACCUUUGGAAACUCUAGCUUCGGUGUGAUUGACGGUGAUGAAGACCAUAACGGUAACUCGCCGAAGCUGGAAGAGUUUACAGGGAGAGAUUUGAAGAGUAGGAAAGGCAUCGAGAGAUGGCCCAUGUUCUAUCUCAAAAUCAGCACUACGGGGUUGGAGGGCCUCGACAGCCCAGGUCGGCUUGACAGUCAAGGCCAGACAUUGUCUGCAAUCAUUGAUCUUUUGAAGGCAACAUGUUACGGAUUUCUCAAAAAGCAUCAUUUUCGUCCACAAAAGGUUCGACUAGCCCCUGAAGAAUCUUUAUUCUCGACGGCAAGAACGUUGGGUCGGUCGAAAAAGCCUAAGAAGCAACCAGCCUCAUCAUCGAAUAGCUCUCGAGCUAGUUCCGUUGCUCCUGUCUCCAGAUCUGGUUCACUUGGGCCACGAGCAGACAGUCCCUUUGAGGGUUGGCACCGGGUCAAAGUUGGGAGAGCUACGCCACUCAGCGCCACCUCAAAGGCGACAGAUGUUCGUACAAAGAUGCGACAAGAGUCACGUCUCGUUGGAGAAGGCGGGAAAUUGCUGCGCAAACCGUUUGAUGAGCCAUCCCCUGAACCAGAAGACGAGAAAGCAGGCUCGUCUGCAAACAGUGGUGUGAUCUCUGGCACAUGUACUACUGACGACACAACAGGUGGUGGUGACACAAGCAGCAGUGUUACCUGUCAAGGUGCACAGAAGCGAGACAAACAUCCUAGCAAAUGGCUCCAGGGUGUCAUCAGCUCAUGGGAGAAUCCUAUUUUUCACCCUGUAGAACCAUCGGUGCCGUGUAUCGACGGCCCAGCACAAGACCAGCUACAUGCGUGUGGACAUGGAAGCGUUCAUGUUGGUUUCGAAACAGGCUCCAUGAGCCUCAGUGGACGAAUCUCACGUCACGCGCUUGCUCGCGCUACCGUGAUAGAACAGGUCGACCGCAAAUUCAUACUGGUGAAACUUCCCCUUGAGCGUGCAGUAUCUGGGACCUUGGCGCACGAGAAGCAGAGUUCUGCCUUGGUCAUGCUCGACCAGCACGCGGCUGACGAGCGAUGUCAACUUGAGGACCUCAUGGCGAGCUAUUUCGCCCACGACCCCUUGACAAACCAAACUUCACCCGUAAUAGAACCUCUCAACCGACCCGUAAUCUUCGAAGUCUCAAAAGAAGAAUGGCGCUUUCUUGAACAAUACCGCGAUUACUUUGCUGCUUGGGGCAUCACAUACCAAACACCCAUCUCCUCACAAAACAAAAUCAUAGUUACGGGUCUCCCUCCAAGCAUAAUCGAGCGGUGCAGAUUAGAGCCCCGACUACUCAUCGAACUUUUGCGAACAGAAGUUUGGCGAAACGUGGAUAGUAGUGUUCCACUUGUGCGACCAUCAACCACAACUCCUGACAAGCCGUGCCAUCAUGUUCAACGAUGUUUUGUCGGUAAAUCAAUGUGA
This is a messenger RNA of Fusarium musae, 1857 nucleotides long. RefSeq lists its product as uncharacterized. Gene Ontology annotation, molecular function: ATP-dependent DNA damage sensor activity; ATP hydrolysis activity; ATP binding. Lineage: Eukaryota; Fungi; Ascomycota; Sordariomycetes; Hypocreales; Nectriaceae. The coding region runs from base 1 to 1857 and encodes 618 amino acids. Gene Ontology annotation, cellular component: mismatch repair complex. The transcript is spliced from 2 exons. Gene Ontology annotation, biological process: mismatch repair. The record is from RefSeq and is a predicted model, not a curated record.